CUUGUUUUUACCCCACGAUGGAUCAACUUCAAAGGUUCGAUCUUCAACAUAUCUUCAAGAAAUGGAACCUUCUAGCCUUUGUGUUUCUUAUGUGUUCUCAUCCUGUGGCCUUGGUCCCUGUGAAUGUGGCGCUCAACAAGAAAGUGACUGCGUUCUAUACGUGCGGUGUUUUCGGUAGGGAGGCCUACACCACUGUUACCGAUGCCUAUGGUUCUGUCUCAACAAGACCCAGUAGAAGCUGCGUGGACUUGCGCGCAAGCAACCAGUCACUGGCGGCAAAGCCCACUUAUCCACCCGAGGCCAUGGUGGAUGGGUCAGUGGAUACUUGGUGGCAGAGUACCUCGCGUUCUCGUACUUAUUACUAUGGCAAGGAUCUGGCUGUUGAGGUUACCAAAGAAUUGGAAGCAAUGAUAGAUUUUGAUUUACUUCAGGUAAGUUAUAGUUUGGACCAUUAUUUAAUGUUGCAUGUUCCUACUAUUUGCUUUAGUAUAUUUCUACUCCUCAAUGUCAUUCAUAAGAAAAAUUAAUAUAAAGCAUAUUUUUAAUGCCACUUUAAUUCUAUUGAGCAACCGUAUUUUGACUUUCAUUUGUUUUACUACAAUCUAGAACACACUUGGGUCAACAUAAUUUCAAUUUCAAACCCUGGAUGUAAUUAUAGUCUAUUUAUAGUUGCAUAGAUAAUUCAUUAUUACAAAAGUAAAACAUUUCAAUAUCUUUGUGUUAACACUGCUACUAAACCAAUAAUACUAAAUCACCAAUACUAAAAACCAAUACGAGAACAAAAAAUUGUCAUUUUAAAAGGCAACAAAAAGCAUCAGGUUAUCCUACACAUUUUUUUGUUCACUUGGGCAAUUAGUUAAGUCUUAUUACAAAGCUGGUGAUGUCUGCAGGAAUACUAAAACUCCAAUAAUAAAUCACCGAUACUAAAAUACCAAUACUAACUCACCAAUACUUAUUCACCAAUAAUGAAACACCAAUAGUAAAUCACAUAAUGAGUUUGAAGAUGUUUCAACCAGUGCAUUACAGUGUUGCUUAUUAUUUGAUUGCUAAUCGUACCUUUCAAAUUUCCCUACAUUCAUGAUCAUAUAUUUGUUAAGCUUAAUUUUUUAUUUAAAGUGUCAGAUCCAGAAAUAAAAUAAUGACAUUAAAACACAAAAAACUAACCUGAUGUCCCAUUUUAAUUUCAGUAAGGUUAUGAAAUUCCAUUAAUCAAAAGAUAAAAUUUCUUUUUUUUUUAAAUUUGUAAUUUUAAAUGCAACUAAAAGCAUAUGUGAUCCUACUUGGGCAAUUAGGUAAGUCUUAUUACAAAGCUGGUGAUGUCUGUGGUUGAUGUUUACCUUCUGCAGGAAUUCUUGGUAGAGAGUAUCAAAAUCCAGCUGGGUGAUGCCCUGACUCCACAAAAAGCUUCCAUCUUAAAGUCACUGGACGGAAAAACAUUUACCCCGUGGAUAUUUGCAGUUUCAAAUAGUGACUGGUGUGAGUCUUUCUUUUCAUCUACAUACAAAACUGUACCAGAGACCACAACAGACACAAUAUGUGUCACUUACGAAGCAGAUGAUAAGCCGCCUGGGGAUGGAGUAAGCAUUCUUGAAUACUUGAAUGUAAAAUAGUUGCAUAAUAUCUUAGGGUUUUAAUAAGUAAUUGUCAGCUGGUUGCUUUUUUCAUCAACGAAAUUUGCAACUGGUGGGCUAAAUUAAAUUUAAAAUAUAGUUAAAUUAUAUGACUCUUUUUAUGUCAAAAUGUAUAUGUUGAAUGACAUGAAUUAUAAAAUUAUCUCUUUUAAAAUUGGAUUUUUGGAAGCAUAGUUUAUUAUUUUUAAACAAUAUACCCGUAUCUAUUAAUAAUUUAGUGAUUGCUAAAAUUUUGUAUGCAUUUAUAUGUAUUCUAGUAAUGCUGCCACUGCUGGGUUUACAGACUGACUUUCAAUUUACUUUAAAUUUAAUUGAAACAAUCCUUGUUAAAUAUUGUCUUAUGUGAAUUUGAAUUUUUAUAUAUUGUCUUAUGUGAAUUUUUUUGCAUACUGUGUAUAAUCUGUUUUUGGUUAUUUAUAUUUCAGAUUAAUUUAGGUUUAAGCCAAGUACCAGAUGCACUAAAGGUUUGUUAAAUAUUUUUUUACAGAAACUGAGUUUUGAUUAGUUUUUUGUAGAAACCUUUGCUCACAUUGAACUAUUGGUCUACCUCAUUCCAUUGAUUUAACUCUAAACUUAAAAUAAACAUAAUAAUGUCAUAUAAUAAUAUAUUGUUUUUUUGUUUGCGUGAUGUCAUUGAUGUAAUUGAGGGAAACUCCACCUGUAGUGUUUAACUGUUUUCUGUAUGGGUUCACUCAAAAGCAAUUAAAACCUUCUACUAUUCUUAUAUUUCAUGGGCAAAUACUUUUGUCUGAAGGCUUAUCCUGCUGGAGUUACUUAAAGACUGAGAGCUUAGAGAUCCUUUCGGAGAUCAAUAAAGAAUACACACCAAAGAAAAAUUGGAAGAGAUUUGUUCAGUGAACUGGAAAACAAACAAAACCACUAACAUCGACAUUUGUAUAUUCAAUUUUAAAACACAUAUUUUUAAGAAUUUGAAAUUAAUAUUUAAAUACAUUAUUUGACCAUAUCUUUUAAUGAAAAUAUUUUGGACAUUACAGGAAUGGACACGGGCUAGAUAUGUAAAAGUCAAGUUUUACGACAUGAUGUUUGUUUACCCUUUUAACUCUCUGGCAGACAGUUAUGUAAGUAGAAAUAGCUUUUUAUUGAACUAUUCUUUUCAAGCAUUGGUUUACGUAACAGUUCUAACAAACUAACUUUAAAAUAGUUUAAAAUAACAACACACUUCCAUUACUCUUUUUUUAUUAAGUGUAAAAAUUAAAAUUGGUAAUCAUUAAAAACUGAAUACCAAGUUGUACCAGAUGUUUAUAAUGAGCUUUGAAUAUAAGCAGCCAUUUUGUAAUGCUAUGUGUUUUUGCAUUUUGCCAUCAUGAAAUCAAUAUUUGAGCACUGGGGCAUAUAUUUGUGUUAGGUCUUAUAUUUCAACAUAACUUAUGAUAUCAGUGGAUCAAUUCAUGCGCAGUAGUAAUAUGAGUUAUGUGGCAAUCAAUAAAAUGUUCGAAUGAAUCAGCUUUUCUGUAUCAAACAAAUUAUAGUACUUGUAAAAUAUUUCAUAUGUACUUUUGUAUAUUUUUUUUAAUUAAAAUUUAUUUAAAAAGGUUAUAUUUAUUGAAUAUCCAAUGACAUAAUUACAUAAUUAACUCAUUUUCAGGCUUAUUAGUCAAUACAAUUUUAAGCUGUUCACUGGACGUAGUUGUCAAUGAUUGCAAUAAACAACUUAAUUAACCCCAUUUGUGUGGUCAAAGACAACUGCAAAAUGUAUUUUAAUGCUCUUGUUAUUUCAUAAUUCUUACUUGGUAAAAAAAAAAACCUUUCCCCCCCCCCCCCCCCCCCAAAGAACCACUACUCUGUGUCUGAACUGACAAUACUGGCCGAGUGCCCUUGCAACGGUCAACAAAGUGCUUGUAAUAUCAGCUCAACUUCAGGAAUGUAUGAGUGCGUCUGUGGGGGUAACACCAGAGGAAGGUUCUGUGAAUCUUGUCUUCCUCUGUUUAACCAGCUUCCCUUUGAGUAUGGAAAGCCUUGUGUGGGUAAAUAUAAUUUCUUCCUUGAAAGUUAAAUGUGAUUAUCUCCCUUCUAAUCAUAAGUAUUGACUUUAAACCCACAAAACAUUAAAAAUAUUUAUAAUUAACUGCUUAAAAUAUAUAUUUUAUUUAUUUCUAAAUUAAUUCUUCUUUAUCAACAAUCACUUAAGUAUUGAGAUUAUAAACUAGCCAUAUAAUAAUUUUUUAGCAUUCCUGUAUAUAUAAAAUAAAGGCUGCUGAAUAACGAAAAUGCUUUUGACAAAGGAGGUUUUUUUUAAAAACUUGACAGAGGAAAAAUUUCUAUUGAUGCUAUUAAGGAGUUAGUGAAAUCGUCCCCUAAGCCAUUUGUUUUUCUCCAGAAUGUAACUGCUUUGGUCAUGCCACUGUAUGCUUCUACAAAGAAUCUGUCGCCCUUGAGAAACAGUCUCUUGACAAGCAGGGCAACAGAACUGGGGGUGGUGUCUGCUCUGACUGCCAAAAUAACACAGCAGGUAAUUCACAGCUGUUAAACACUUUAAAAAAAGAGUUUUUGUUUUAUAAAAUGAACAACUCCUGAGAUUUUGAAUCCGUCUGGCUAAGGAACAGUGAAAACAUUAUUAUCUAGCUAUUCAUGGUUAAAGCUUGCUUAACAUAGAGAAUAGAAAUCAGACUUAAUAGAAUACCAUUCAAAUGGUUAAUUUAUUUAUUAUAGAAUAAUUCAAAUGAUUUGGGGGGGGGGGGGGCGACCAUAAAUUAAACCUUGUCUUACAUCAACACAGACAAAUGUUCUUUUAGGCACCUUCCUGUGGUUUGAGGGUUAAGGAAUAAAUUAUGCAAGAAUCAUAGUUGCCUUGUUUAAAAACAGACUGAAAAAAAAAAUGGAAGCCAGAUACUUGGAGCUACCAUCAAAAAGAAAGCUUUGUUAUCUUGAUUCAUUAUUGUAACAAGCAUCUUCCAGAAUUCCUUAAUUACCUGCACCAACAUGACCCAUUUGUGUAGUCACUUGGGAUUAAAUGAGUUUAAAGUAGAAUUUGAUUUCUUUUGGUCCAUUUCAAUUUUAGUAAAUUUUAUUGUUUCAGGUGUAAAUUGUGAAAAGUGUGUGGACC
Messenger RNA from Lymnaea stagnalis (great pond snail), 4695 nucleotides. The record is from the annotation of a GenBank genome assembly. NCBI's taxonomy places the organism in Eukaryota, Metazoa, Mollusca, Gastropoda, Lymnaeidae.